Coccinella septempunctata (seven-spotted ladybird) is the source of this 1220-nucleotide messenger RNA. RefSeq names its product WD repeat-containing protein 89. Gene Ontology annotation, molecular function: protein binding. The record is from RefSeq and is a predicted model, not a curated record. The transcript has 6 exons. The coding region runs from base 79 to 1173 and encodes 364 amino acids. NCBI's taxonomy places the organism in Eukaryota, Metazoa, Arthropoda, Insecta, Coleoptera, Coccinellidae.
UUCCUGAAAUAACCUUAAAAUUCUCAAAAACAAACAAGCAGGGAUAACUGAUAUAUUAAUAUUUUUUUUACCAAUAUAAUGAAGGAUUUGUUAGAGAAAUUAGCGAGUGCCACUAGAGAUCACAGUGACGAUGAUUGUGACGAAUCUGAUCAAAGCCUGGAAAAAUGUGAAACCGAGGAACUUGCACAUUCUACCCAUUUAUGCCGUACGUGUUUGGAUAAUGAAGAGUAUGUAACGCAUAUAUCCGCUAACAGUGAAUCUGAUCCAAAAGUUGCGAUAGCUUCAUCUAAUGGAAGUCUCACAGUUUAUACCUUAUCCUCGAAUUUCUGUGUUGACCUAGAACUGAGCAAUAAUUCAAAUCAUAUAGUAGAACUGAAAUUCGAUAAAUUUGAUAAUAAUUUGUUAUGGACUGCCACACAUGAUGGGACCAUUAACCAAUGGGAUUUGAGAGCUCCCACUAAAGCUGUGUCAUGUUUCACAGAUACAUCCGAUGAUGAGAAGAAUAAAAAAUUCAAUUGCUUUGAUGUAUCCUCAUGUGGUAGACUACUUUGUGCCGGAACUGAUAGAUAUGAGGAUGAUUCUUUUCUUUUAUUUUGGGAUAUAAGGAAAUCUCAAUUGGCCGGUGGAUUUUGGGAAUCACAUAUGGAUGAUAUUACUCAGGUUAAAUUUCAUCCAAGCGAUCAAAAAAAAAUGUUUUCUGCAUCUACUGAUGGACUCAUUAAUGUAUAUGAUUUGAGUCAAACUUGUGAAGACGAUGCAUUGGUAGAUACUUUGAAUACAGAGUCGUCGAUCGAAAAAAUAAGUUGCACAGAAAUAAAAUCCAAAAACCUCAUAAGUUGUAUCACACAUACAGCGGAUUUACAAUUCUGGAAAGAGGAGGAUGUUCAACCUUAUAUCAGUUUGAGCAGAAAUGAAAUGGGAAAAAUACUGAAGAGGAAGUCUGCUGAUAGCCUGUACAUUGUGGAUGUCCAUUCAACGAGUAAAUCAAGUUUUGCUUUAGUGGGCUGUGGUUCCAAGAAUGUGAGGGGGUUGAUACUUGAUGGACCCUCAAUGAUGCCAUCAUUUGGGCUUUUUGAAAACCAACAGAGGUUAAAGUGUAGCUGGUAUAACGAUAAUACCAAACUUUUAUUGACAGGAGGAGAGAAGGGGCAAAUAGAUGCUUGGAAGGUAUAGGUGAUAACUCAUAAUUUUUAUUGAGGAAUAAACAAUUGUUAUUUUUA